UGAGGCGGUAGAAUAAAACAGAGCAGCCAUGUGGAGAGAAAUACGUGAAGCAGAAGCGCAGCGAGAAACUUUCACGAACCAACAUACGAUGGAUUGUUUUUUUAUCAUGGCACCGCUUUAUUCCAAACCAGCGACUGCUCUCAACGCUCUUAUCAGCAUUUUAACUCGAAACCUUCACUGGAGCGCGCACCAGGCAACUGGCUGAUGUGUUCAUCAGAGGUUUCUUGUGGUGAUGUGACGGACUGUCCCUCAUUUCAUGGUUUGUUUUGUUGCCGAGUAAAAAAAAAAAUUCAAAUUGACUGCAAUGGCAUCCUUUUUAAGAAGACUGUGUUCCCUAUUCUGCUGCUUGAAGCCACAAGAGGAAGCUGAAAGCAUGACUGAGAGCCAUGAAAUUCGAAAAAAAGUUUUCACGUUUCAAAGGAAGCAAAGGAUGGUCAGCCUGCCUGAUCAGCAUCAUGACAAGGCCGUGAUCAGUGAACACAAAAUAGAUAAUUUUAAUUUGUGUCCAAAAAUCCUUAUAAAGGAAAUGAUUAAUUCUGAUCAGCUCGUUGUGGCAGAAGUUCUGCCCUCGGACUUACCUGAAUGUCAGCCUGAGGAGCAGGAUAAAGGUGGUGAUGGUAGUUUGACAGAAUAUAGUGAGAAGGAGGUCAUAGCAUGUGAUGAUGAUGUGGACGAUGGGGAAGAGGAAUCUGAAUUGGACAAGAAAGAAGAUUUCUCAGAUGCAGAGUUUUCAGCGAUUCCCUCGGAGAACAACGAGUCCUUGUACAGCAGUGAUUCUGAUUGGUCUGAUGAAGAAUAUGCAGAAAAUCCCACAGAAAGCAAAGACUCCUGGAAUUCUUUGAACAACAGUGUUCCCGAUAAUCCAGUGUACUUCUGUCUUAAUGGAACUAAAACAAAGGCAUCAAGCACAAAGAAAACAGGGAAAAAGGUGUGUUUCAGUAAGGAGGUGACUGUCCAUAUACUCGAGGAAUGGCCCCUUGAAAGUCAGGAAGCACAAGAUGAGUCUUGUUAGAUGGAGAUGGCAAUUGAUGGACAACGUUUUAAAUGGAGAUUGGAGCUAACUGAAAAGAUCAUCAGCCCGUAUCUUAAAACUCAAGACAGAGCCAAUGGUUUGAAACGAUUUUUAAGCCACUCUGACUUGUCAUGCUUUAACAACAACAACAGUUCAGGGCCGCUGCUUUUAUAAUCAUAAUAACAAAUAAGAAUAUAUUAUUAAAGUAAAAGCAUUUGAAUUACGUGGUACUUUGUAUUUAUCACACAAGACACAAAAGUUACUGACUGCAUUUUAAUCACUUUUUUCCUUCUGUUAGUGUGACCAAUUUUGCACUGAUCCACAAUUUUAUAUUUUAUUACAUGUAUACAACAUUCCUGAAUAUACAUUAUGUGGUGCUUUUGUUAUGGGGCGGUGCUAAAAACAGUUUCUAAUAAACAUUACAUCACUUCCA
Molecule: messenger RNA, 1445 nt
Organism: Silurus meridionalis
Lineage: Eukaryota; Metazoa; Chordata; Actinopteri; Siluriformes; Siluridae
Exons: 5
Coding region: 305-1012 (235 amino acids)
Source: RefSeq, a predicted model, not a curated record